CGCUUUGCCUGUUUCAGCCUUUUGCAUCAGCAACUUCCACGCGGCCACGCCAUCCCCACCUCCGAAAGGCACAACCCCCACGACGCAGGAGCGCUGGCUCCGGGCGUUCGGGUACUCGGAGACGGCGUUGGGAGAGGAGAACCGCACCGCGGCGCAGACAUGGGCGAGUUCUGCCCCUCCCCGCAGGGGGACUCCGCGCUGGCGGCGCCGCCCUUGACGCUCUCCUCCCCGUCCCCAGCAACGGCGGUUAGGCCGAGCUACGGGAGCUGCGACCGCCGCUACGUGAAGCUGGUCUUCGACAACCUCCACGGGAGCAUCUCCGUAGACCCGUUGGCCCUGCAGUUUGUUGAUACCGAAGAGUUUCAGAGGUUGCGGGACUUGAAACAACUUGGUCUUACAUAUCUCGUCUAUCCUGGAGCGGUUCACACACGCUUCGAACACUCAUUAGGUGUAUAUUCGUUGGCUGGAAAGGCUAUAAAUAAUCUUAAGACAUAUCAGGGAGAAGAACUUGGAAUUGAUCAUGUUGACAUGCAGACUGUAAAACUUGCAGGUCUCUUGCAUGAUAUCGGACAUGGACCCUUCAGUCAUUUGUUUGAGCAUGAGUUUCUUCCUCGAGUUGAUCCUGGCUCAUCCUGGUCUCAUGAAGAUAUGUCAGUGCUCCUUUUGGACAGUAUUGUUGACAAACAUGCAAUAGAUAUUGAAAAUGGUUAUCUCAAAAUGGUCAAGGAGAUGAUAACUGCCAGCGCUAAGCCUACCAGCACAAAAAGUGCAAACGAGAAGCAUUUUCUUUAUGACAUUGUUGCUAAUGGUCGUAAUGGUAUAGAUGUUGACAAGUUUGACUACGUUGGCCGUGACUGCAGAGCAUGUGGUCUUGGCUGUAAUUUCCAGUAUUGGAGGUUGUUGGAAGGCAUGCGAGUGAUGGGUGAUGAAAUUUGCUACCCAGCCAAAGACUACUUGAGCAUCCAUAAAUUGUUUUCAACACGUGCUGAUCUGCACCGCACAGUCUACACCCAUGCGAAAGUAAAGGCUGUUGAACUCAUGCUUGUCGAUGCACUCAUUGAGGCUAAUGACUACUUGGGGAUAUCAUUGCAUGCACACGACCCAGAAGAUUUUUGGAAGUUGGAUGACACAAUCAUCAAAACCAUUGAGACUGCUCCCAACAAUGAACUGAAAAAAGCAAAAGAAAUCAUUCAACGUAUUCGCCGAAGAGAACUUUACAAGAUCCAUCAUCACCUCAUUCCUUAUAGUUAUUUAGUUAGUACUAAUAUGAGGAAUGGAGUCAACCUACCAAAUUUGAGGAAUGGACCCAUGAUGCAUCACCACAUUUUGGAUGGGUUUUGCAACCAGUAUUCUGUUCCAAAGGACAAACUGGAGCAUUUCAAAAAUAUUACUGCACAGGACAUAGUUUGUUCGCAGAAAUCUUCUGAGGUGCUGCUGAAGGAAGAGGAUGUUGCAGUAAGCAAUGUUAAGAUAGAUCUUACUCGUGGAAAAGAUAACCCCCUUGAAAGCAUCAAGUUCUUUAAGGAUUUUGGGUGCGACGAGAAGUUCCCCAUCACAGAUGAUAGGGUUAGCCACUUGCUACCUGCAUACAACGAGGAUAGAAUUGUGAGGGUCUAUGCCAAGAAGCCUGAGUUGGUUGAUGUGGUGUCAGAAGCCUUUGAGAAUCUCCAGAUGAGAAUGUAUGGUGAGAAAACUCAAGUGCAUGAGACGCCCAAGAGAAAGAGGAUUAGAUCCAACUAGGCAGUUGGAUUUUGUCUAAUCGCACUUUAGAUAACAUACAAAUACAACACAGGAAAAUAGCUUCACAAACAAGAAGCUAUAUAGAUAACAGGUUUCAGAUGGUAGUCUGAACUGGUAAGGUGUAGGUAUUUUGUGUACAGGAGAAAAUACAAACAACAUUGCAUGAAGUCUAAAAACUCACGUUGACGUACGAGAUGCUGCAUGUGCGUAGAUUGGAUAGCUAGUCAAAUACUUUAUGAUGUGGAUGGAUUUUAAUUACUUUAUGAUGUGUCUGGAUUUGUAAGUACUUGUCAUUUUAAUCUUAAUUUAUAUGGAUCUAAGAGAAUUAAGUGGGUUUAAAUCCCUAUUAAGUCAAAA
Messenger RNA from Zea mays, 2097 nucleotides. RefSeq names its product deoxynucleoside triphosphate triphosphohydrolase SAMHD1 homolog. The record is from RefSeq and is a predicted model, not a curated record. The coding region runs from base 160 to 1740 and encodes 526 amino acids. NCBI's taxonomy places the organism in Eukaryota, Viridiplantae, Streptophyta, Magnoliopsida, Poales, Poaceae. Gene Ontology annotation, molecular function: dGTPase activity. Gene Ontology annotation, cellular component: nucleus. Gene Ontology annotation, biological process: dGTP catabolic process. The transcript has 20 exons.